AUGUCCUCGGAGUACCACUUGUCGAUAACCCCUCUGAAGGUAUCAGAGAUAUCCUCAGAGGAAACCAUCAUCGUACUCGGACAGGCCCUUCUGGAUUCCACCACAUCGUGGAAGCUGGGAAAGACAUACCAGAAGGGUACCGUGAGGACGUGCUCCCGUCACAAGGGUCCGGGAGAUGGCGCCUCUUGGCAUUGCAGAACAAGCGAACAUACGGCUGAAGAUGCCACGUUCGACGAGUUCUGGAGCAAGCUGGGAGUGAACAAGGCAGAGAACGAAAUGCAGUUCAUACCUGAUAUCAAGAAGGUUGCGCUCGUGAAGCAAAUAUCUUCAACGCAGGCCAUCUGGACCUUGUAUUACACCUUUGCACCCCCAGUAUCUCCCCGAGUGUUCACGGUGUUGCAGACCACACAUCUGAUCGAGACCUCGCCGAAGACUGGGAUUGUCGUUUCUAUACCUGUGGACCUCUCAGACGACAAGGAUCUUUCCAAAAUCGAAGAGAAGGGCGUGAAAGGUCGCUAUGUGAGCGUCGAGCGUCUCAAGGAACUUGGGAACGGCAAGGUCGAGUGGAAGAUGGCUACAUCUAGCACUCCAGGCGGUAACAUCCCCUCCUUCGUCGCCGAAUCAACGAUGGACAGCACGAUUUCUCACGACGUGACGCAUUUCCUUCAUUGGUUUCACUCUCUCCGACCGAAAUUGGAAUCAGCAGCAGAGUCCGCGUGA
Sparassis crispa is the source of this 720-nucleotide messenger RNA. RefSeq lists its product with no specific name. The coding region runs from base 1 to 720 and encodes 239 amino acids. The transcript has 5 exons. Lineage: Eukaryota; Fungi; Basidiomycota; Agaricomycetes; Polyporales; Sparassidaceae. The record is from RefSeq and is a predicted model, not a curated record.